This is a messenger RNA of Oppiella nova, 545 nucleotides long. The record is from the annotation of a GenBank genome assembly. Lineage: Eukaryota; Metazoa; Arthropoda; Arachnida; Sarcoptiformes; Oppiidae.
AUGGCAUCCAAACAGCACAAGAGGUUCGCACCACCACUCAAGACAUCGUCCAACACAUCCACACCCGUCACCACAGACACCACAGACACGGGUGACAAGCGAGCAAUUGGUGCGCCCAUUGCCACCCCUGCCAUCACUCCAUGCAAUGGUUUCCGGUUUCUGACGGCGAGUGGCAAAGAGCUGACCCUUUGUCACCAAUUGAUCCAAACGAUGGCCGACACGAUGAACGUACAAUUGGAUGAUAAGACCCAACAGCUGAUGGCAAACGACAAUCAAUUGGUGCCCAAAGUGGACGCAAACGACGUAAACAAUUGUCUAAUGACAUCGAUGGCGUUGUCCGACGAAGAGUUGUUCCGGUGUUUGGAAAGCGAUUCCGAUUGGAUCGCAAAGACGUGCGACGAGUUGAACGACAAUCAGCGGUCGGCCAAGAGAUCAACUCUCGAGCCAAUGGUUUGCGGAUCCAAUCAGAAGAAGAGUCGACUCGACGAGUUGUAAUCCAUUUGAUCCAUUCGUACCAUUAAUCCCAUAAUCUAUGAAUCCAUUGG